This is a messenger RNA of Cinara cedri, 1085 nucleotides long. The record is from the annotation of a GenBank genome assembly. Lineage: Eukaryota; Metazoa; Arthropoda; Insecta; Hemiptera; Aphididae.
GUGGUUUCCGAAGUCGACAUAGCUCAGUGUCAACUACUAAAUGAAAUACGCGAUAAGAUAAAGCACUUUACUCCAGUUGAAAUAGCAAAAGAAAUUGAUAUGAAUAUCAACCCAAAAAAGGCGCCUGGGUACGACCAGAUUAACCCAAAAUCCUGAGAGUUAUCUAAAAAAGCUAUGAUUCAUCUAACACACAUAUUCAAUGCCAUCCUACGUAUGGAAUACGUUCCUAAACAAUGGAAACGAGCCUAAGUGAUCAUGGUACUUAAACCAGGAAAACCACCAGAAUAAGUUAUUUCAUAUAGACCAAUUUCGCUUCUUCCAAGUAUCUCAAAAUUAUUCGAAAAACUACUUCUAAAACGCUUAAAACCGUUGAUAGAAAAAGAACAGCUUAGACCAGAACAUCAGUUUGGAUUUCGAAAUACACUCAACAAUUGACCAGAUCCAUCGUGUCAUUAACGUAAUAAGCAAAGCGUUUGAAGAGAAAAAGUAUUGCUGCGGAGUAUUCAUUGACGUGGCACAAGCUUUCGAUAAAGUUUGGCACAAAGGAUUACUUAUAAAACUACGUGAACAGCUGCCACACACAUGAUACGCACUUUUCGAAUCCUACAUGACUGAACGUCUAUUCAUUCAUGAAGAAGUAUUAACUGAUUGGAAAAACAUAUCGGCGGGUGUACCACAGGAAAGCGUCCUUGGACCAAUCCUGUACUUACUUUAUAUAGCGGACAUUCCAACCAACAACUGUUCAAUGACAGCCAUGCUUACUGAUGACACGGCAAUAAUGACAACAAAUGAAGACCAGCAGACUGCGACUGAUUGGUUUCAAAGGUCUAUGAACAACGUUUCCAACUGCCGUCUCAAACGUCGAAGACCAUAUGACUUAAUAUAAGAUUCUUAGACUAAGACCGGGGCCGCUCCACUGGAAGUGAGAUUCCACACAUGUUUAUUUUAUUUUUUACUUUUGUAUAUAAAUACAUCACAAGUAUUUAUGUACACAUUUGAUAAUGUAUUGUUAAAGAUUUAUUUUGAUCGUUACAAUAAAAACUUUCAGGCGGUUUAGAAAAAAAAAAUUAUAUUCUAUAAUAUGC